Molecule: messenger RNA, 2169 nt
Organism: Salvia miltiorrhiza (redroot sage)
Lineage: Eukaryota; Viridiplantae; Streptophyta; Magnoliopsida; Lamiales; Lamiaceae
Product: E3 ubiquitin-protein ligase WAV3-like
Exons: 5
Coding region: 1-2169 (722 amino acids)
Source: RefSeq, a predicted model, not a curated record
AUGGGGCUAAAUGGUGUAAUGUUAGAAAAGGUACCUGCUGUGUGUGCUGCGAUAACCAUAUUGAUUCCUUAUUGUACAGAUGUGGACACAUGUGCACGUGCUCUAAAUGUGCAAACGAGUUGGUCCGAGGAGGACGAAAAUGCCCAUUGUGUCGAGCACCCAUUGUUGAGCUAUCCAGAUGACUUGAAAAGUCUCGGAGGAAAGUUCCCUCUCUCUUUCUGUGGGGCGGUUGGUAGGUGGGGCGUGGUGGCAAAACUGUUGUCUUCCUUCACACGAUUCCUAGUAGCACAAGCACUAAACCAGAAGAAGACCAUGACUUCCUCCGCCGAAAAUAAAACAUGUAGGUUGUGCUGGGGAAGCGUUGCAGAAGGGAGAGACCAAGCCAUCUUCACCGCCGAGUGCUCCCACACCUUCCACUUCUCCUGCAUCUGCAGCUACAUCUCUCAGGGCCACCGCAUCUGCCCCGUCUGCACCGCCCAAUGGAACUAUCUCCCUAUCAUUCCGCCCCGUAACACAUUCACCUUUCCGGUACCUAAUUUUCGUCCACAGCCUCUCUCUUUCUCUUUCUGUGAUGACGAGCCCCUUCCCCUUGUCACUGCCGGUGGUGAUCCCAUGUCCAUAGACUCACUUGUCGACUUGCACAAAGUGACCAUCAAGUCCGUUCCCGAGUGCAGAGCCGUUGGUCCUUCAGAGUCCGUGUCUCAGUUUGCAGUUCUUAUUGGACUCAAGGCGCCCUCGCUAUCCUCUCAGCGCGUGCCUAUUGACAUUGUCACGGUGCUGGAUGUCAGCGGCAGCAUGAAGGGGAUGAAGCUGAGUCUCGUGAAGAGGGCCGUGCACUUUGUCAUUGAUAACUUGGGAGUUUCUGACCGGCUUUCCAUUGUGUGCUUCUCUAACGGUGCUAACAGAGUGCUGCCUCUGCGGAGGAUGACAGAGGGUGGCCGUGAAGAUGCCAAGCGCGCUGUUGAUUUACUCGUGGCGAGUGGUGGGACGAACAUUGCUGAAGGCCUAAAGAUGGGAGUUCGAGUUCUUGAAGAAAGGCACUUCAAGAAUCCGGUGACCAGCAUCAUAUUCUUGUCUGAUGGGGUUGACACUUACAACCUUGGUAGGUUGUUGCAAGGCGGAGACCUGCAUCUGCUGCCUCCCUCGAUUUUUCCCAGAAACCAAGGAUCAGGGGCGGAACCAGAGGAGGGGACGAUUCCAGUCCAUUCAUUUGGUUUUGGUGCGGAUCAUGACCCCAUCACGAUGCACGCCAUUGCUGAUGCAUCGGGGGGGACUUUCUCCUUCAUCGAGUCCUACGAGAUGGUUCAAGACGCCUUUGCAGGGUGCAUAGGCGGUCUCCUGAGCGUCGUGACUCAGGAGCUUCGCCUGAAGCUGAGAUCAGCGUCACACGGCGUGGAGAUCAAGUCUAUCCCUUCUGGAAGAUACAAGAGUGAGAUUUCUAACCAAGGAUCGGAAGGCCUAAUCAAUGUCGGAGACCUCUAUGCAGACGAGGAGAAAGAGUUUCUGAUCAACGUGUCAAUCCCCGUAUUUACGAGCAACGAGGGCGAAGAUAGUCAGAGGAAGACCUCACUUCUGGACAUCACAUGCUCCUACAAAGAUGCAGUCUCGAAGCAGACUGUGGUGAUAGAAGGAGACCUAGUGGAGGUGCGGCGCCCCACGGCCCCGACGCCUCAAGACUUGGCCAUGAACUUGGAGGUUGAUCGGCAGAAGAACCGUGUUCGUGCAGCAGAAAGCAUCAAGCAGGCUCAGCAGAUGGCGGAAGCAGGAAAUCUGUUCGGGGCAAUGAACCUGCUGCAACAGAAGAGAAGUUAUCUUAUGUCUACUGCUUCUGCUCAGGCAGGAGAUGGCAUGACGAAGUGGCUUGAAGGUGAGAUGAAGGAGACCGAGAUGCGAAUGGGUAGUGCAACAAUUUAUCAGCAGUCGGGGCGCGCGUAUGCUCUGUCGGGAAUGAGCUCACAUGCUUCCCAGAGGGCAACGACCAGAGGUGGCUUGGUGGCUGGAGGUGCCCAGCUUUCGUAUGGAUCGACUGCCUUUGGUGCUCCUAUCGGAGGUGCCCAGCAUUCGUUCGCGUCGACUGCCUUCGGAGGUUAUGCAACUCCGCAGAUGUCUGAUAUGGUUUUGAAGUCUCAGCAGCAGAGCAAGGCAGGAGAAGGGAGUGCUUCAAAAUAA